Saprolegnia diclina VS20 is the source of this 726-nucleotide messenger RNA. RefSeq lists its product as hypothetical. The transcript has 4 exons. The coding region runs from base 1 to 726 and encodes 241 amino acids. Lineage: Eukaryota; Oomycota; Saprolegniomycetes; Saprolegniales; Saprolegniaceae. The record is from RefSeq and is a predicted model, not a curated record.
AUGCGCGUCUUUCUACGAGUAUCGAACUUCGAAGCAAUUGGUCCCUGCCAUAGCAAAAAUCGCAGUCGGGGUAUUUCAACGAGCAUCAUGCUGCGGGCCCCCGAGAAGGGCCGCGUCGAAAAGAAGGGCCGGUUCACGAUCAUCGACCUGCCAUCGGACGUCCCUAGCCCAAGCGCCGCCUUUGGCCACGACACGCCGACGUCGUUGAGCAACGACGACGCCUUUGACGCGGAUGCGCCGCUGCAAAAGACGCGCGUCAAGCAGAAGGGCCGCUUCACGAUCAUCGACUUGAACCCGACCACGCCAUCGCCCGAGCGCAACGCACACAAGACCUUUGAAGACGAGCGCGAGAAGGUGCCCGAGGCCAAGCCGCGCGCUCCGCUCUCGACGCCGUUGACUGUCGACCAAAGCCUAGCACGUAUUGGCGCGCACGCCCAUGCGUGCUGCCACCACCGCGCAUCGCUGGUGCACAAUCAAGCCAACGACAUUGCGCCAUUGUGCACGCUGCCUUUUCCCACCGAAAGCAACUCCCAAGUCAUUGUCAACAGUCCGGUCGUCGUCUUGCCGCUGGCCCAGUACCAGCAGCAGCUGGCGCUCCUCUCGACGCUCCAGCAGGAAAACCGCGAUUUGCACACCAUCACAGCGACGCUCCAAGACCAGCAGCGCCAGCUCUUUGAGCUCCUCCGCUCCUUUCAAAAAGCAUCGCCGCCUUCGCCCAUGCCGUAA